Messenger RNA from Peronospora belbahrii, 1041 nucleotides. NCBI's taxonomy places the organism in Eukaryota, Oomycota, Peronosporomycetes, Peronosporales, Peronosporaceae. The record is from the annotation of a GenBank genome assembly.
AUGGAGCCGUCGACCAAGGCCGACGCUAUCCCUACUGCGUCUACACAGCUCCCAACGAAUGCGCACCCAACACCGACUGUUGCUUCAUCCAUAGCGCUCGUUGAUGAACAUAUCGUAUCCUCUGAUGCAUUCAGUGGAACGAUAGAAGCGAUGCAACAAGUCGUCGUCCCAGCCACGCAGCUGGACGUCUCUGCCCCGGCUUCUGAGGCUACCGAGGACUCUACAGAUUCUAAUAGGCGAGGAAAAGGAGUGGGAAGGAGGCUGACCGAUCGACAGCGUGUGGAGAUUCUAGAUAUGAUGGAGAAAAGUAGCGGUAGCUUGUCGAACGCCGAAAUCGCAAGACGCUACGGCAUUACGCGUGCGGCCAUACAGAAGCUCAAGCAGAAAGGUUCUGAGGUGCGAGCUCGUUACCGCUACGGCAGUGCUGAGACUAGGGACGGUCGAAAACGAGGGGGCCACGUUUUGAGUGUGCCUUUUGAACGAGAGUUGUUUGAGUGGGUAAGAGGACUUAAGGCGCGGAAAGUGCCGGUACCGCCGUCUCUUGUCAAGGAGAAGGCUAAGUUAUUGGUGCCUAAGUAUGGACUAGGAAAUUUCCAGGCAUCUAAUGGAUGGUACUACAAUUUCUGCAAGCGAUUUAACUUGUCUACAGGCGUGUUGGUGGAGGAGAAGCCACUUGCACCUACACCUGCAGAUGUAGCGACGACCGAUGCCAAUGAUACGAGCAUAGACGCAGAUCAAUCGCAACUCCAGCAAAUGACAAUCAAUGCGUUGGACCAUCAAACGUAUGAGCAGCAACUGCAGCAGUACCACCAGCAAAUGGCAGUAAUUUCUGCUGUAACCCAACAGCAACAGCAAGUGCAGGUUCAGGAGCAAGAACAGGAGUGUACCAUUCAGGGCAACCAAUCCGACAGUGAUCGAAUCAUAGAGCUUCUCGAGCAGCAAAAUGUCAUCCUCGAGCACCAGAAUGCAAUGAUUGAAGACCAAGCCAAGACUAUUAAAAAGCUUUUCACGAUGGUGACUAAGGACGGCACGGCACUUUAA